Messenger RNA from Scomber japonicus (chub mackerel), 4639 nucleotides. Its product is annotated as neural cell adhesion molecule L1-like. Gene Ontology annotation, biological process: cell-cell adhesion. The record is from RefSeq and is a predicted model, not a curated record. The transcript is spliced from 31 exons. Bases 1 to 4503 code for a protein of 1500 amino acids. NCBI's taxonomy places the organism in Eukaryota, Metazoa, Chordata, Actinopteri, Scombriformes, Scombridae. Gene Ontology annotation, molecular function: protein binding.
AUGGAGGUGGAGGAGAUGCUCUCCAGGCUCAGAUGCAGAAGCUCACAGCAGCACACCGAGCUGCUUCCCAAACCCUGCAGGCCGGGCUCAUACCGCCAGGACACCAUGAAACCCCUAACCCAAACCCGGCCUGCAGGGGUCUCACCCAGUUCUGUGAGGCUCUCACCUCCCAACACCUCCCAACACCUCCCAACACCUCCCAACACCCCUCAACACCUCCCAACACCUCUCAACACCUCCCAACACCUCCCAACACCUCCCAACACCUCCCAGCACCCAUCAACACCUCCCAACACCCCUCAACACCUCCCAACAUCUCCCAACAUCUCCCAACACCUCCCAACACCUCCCAACACCUCCCAACAUCUCCCAACAUCUCCCAACACCUCCCAACACCUCCCAACAUCUCCCAACACCUCCCAGCACCUCCCAACACCCCUCAACACCUCCCAGCACCUCCCAAUACCCCUCAACACCUCCCAACACCCAUCAACACCUCCCACACCUCCCAACACCUCCCAGCACACCUCAACACCUCCCAAUACCUCCCAAUACCCCUCAACACCUCCCAACACCCCUCAACACCUCCCAACACCUCCCAGCACCCAUCAACACCUCCCAGCACCUGCCAACACCUCCCACGUCAGUGGACGCGCUGCUCCCCCUCCCCCCCCCCUGAUCCUCCUCCUGCUCCCCCUCUCCCUCCUCUACUCCUCCUCAUCGCCCCCCCUCGCUCAGGGAGCCAUCCAGAUCCCCGAAGGCUAUAAAGUGCAGAACAUGUCACAGCCUCCGGUGCUCACAGGGACACCGACGUCAGCGACAGUUUUUUCUCCAGAGGAUUUGAACAUCACCUGCGAGGCGACCGGAAACCCGACACCCACGUUCCGCUGGGUGAAGGAUGAGCAGGAGUUCGGACCGACCCGGACCGGUUCUGGGUCGCUGACGGCGGAUCCAGACGAGCCUCUCGAGUCGUAUCAAGGUUCCUUCAGAUGUUACGCCUCCAACACGCUGGGGACCGCCAUGACCCAGACGGUACACAUCAUAGUGGAGCCUCAGCCUGUCCUCCACAAACAGCAGAAGGUCAGUAAAUCAGCACAUGAAGGAGACAGCUUGAUCCUGACCUGUAACCCUCCAAAGAGCUCCACCCCCCCACACAUCCACUGGAUGGACAACAGGAUGGUGCACAUUACGCAGAGUACCAGGGUCAUGGUCGGCAUCGAUGGGAAACUUUACUUCUCUAACGUUGUGAAGAGCGACAGCAGAGACGAUUACGUCUGUCACGCUCAGUAUUCAGCAGCCAGAACGAUCCUGCCUGAGAGUGAAGUCAGACUCACUGUGCUGCCCAGUAACCAUGUGGCUCAUGGAAGGGAACCUCGCUUCCUUUAUCCAACCGACUCUCACACCACAGUGCUGGCUCUGCAGGGACAGAACGUCUUCCUGGAUUGUAUCCCCACAGGCCUACCGACUCCGACGGUGAAGUGGACAAAAAAAAACGGAAACCAGGUGGACAUGACGGAGAAUCUGGAACUUUACGGCCGGCGUCUUCACUUCCACAGCGUCAGUCAGGAAGAUGACGGAGAGUACGAGUGUAAAGCCGUCAACACGCACGGACACGCCGAGCACGUCUUCAGCCUCACUGUGGAAGCGGCUCCGUACUGGGUGAAGCAGCCCCCCGCUCUGCUCUACUCUCCGGGGGAGACGGUGAUGCUCGACUGUCAGGCUCAGGGGAUCCCGGACCCGACUAUCACCUGGAGCAUCAACGGCCAGCCGCUGUCAGAGGUGGAUGAUGAUCCUCGUCGCAGCAUCACCGGCAACGUCCUCAGACUCGUUGAUAUUGAAUUCACAGACACAGCUGUUUAUCAGUGUGAGGCGACCAAUAAGCACGGCUCCAUCAUCCUCAACACAUAUCUAUAUGUAGUAGAGUUGCCUCCUCAGAUCUUAUCCUCUGAUGGGGUCGUGUACAGAGUCACUGAGGGAGGAAACAUCGAGCUGCACUGUGAGUCCUUCGGGUCACCACGACCACACGUCACAUGGGAGCGGGAGGACGCGGGACCCCUGCUGUCAGACCCUCGUAUCUCUCAGUUUACCAAUGGGACGCUUCAGCUGUCGGACGUCAGCCACGAUGACAGAGACGUGUUCACCUGCUCCGUGCAGCACAGCAACAUCUCCAUCACCGCUCACCUGGAGGUCUACAACCGGACGGUGAUCCUGAAGAAGCCGCAGGACUUGAGGGUGCUGAGAGGAAGCAACGCUGUGCUGGACUGUGACUUCUACAGAGAUCCUGGACUGAAACAUUACCAGAUCAUCUGGAGGAAAGACGGACACAAACUGCACGAAUCAUCACCUGACGACAAGUUCACCAUCUUUGAGAACGGCACCCUAAAAGUGACUGACGUCCAAUCAGACGACACGGCACCGUACUCCUGUGAGGUCAUCACCGACCUGGAUCAUGUGAAGGAAGCCGGCUCCAUCACUGUGGUCGCUCGGCCGGACCCUCCCAGUGAUCUGUCUCUGUCUGAUGUCGCUGGUCACAGUCUGACGCUCAGCUGGACCCCCGGAAACGCCCACAACAGCCCCGUCACAGAGUUCAUCGUGCAGAGCAGAGAGGAGCAGCACUCUGAGGAGGGCGACUGGCGUUGGGAGGAGUGGAAGAGAGUUCCUGGAGAUGUGAACAGCCUGCAGCUGACCCUUCACCCCUACUGCACCUACAGCUUCCGGGUCAUCGCAGCCAAUGAGCUGGGCCACAGCGAGCCCAGCAGGCCCUCACAAUCCCACGAAACGCCCUCUGCUGCUCCUGGCAGUAACCCCACAGGAGUGCGCAGUGACUCCACAGAUCCAGGCUUUCUGAUCAUCACCUGGGAUGAGAUGCACAAGCGCUUACAUCACGGCCAGGGCUUCCAGUACAAGGUGUCAUGGCGGGAGGCCGGGGGCCACACUGCACCCUGGAGCCACAGCAACGUGAGGUCGCCGCCGUUCGUGGUGAACGGGACAGGAACGUACACGCCGUUCGAGAUCAAAGUCCAGGCGAUAAACGCUGUGGGAGACGCCCCUGAACCGGAGCCGGAGAUCGGACACUCCGGAGAGGACGCGCCCGAGGAGCCUCCCGGCGGAGUCGACGUGGAAGUGAUGAACAGCACAGCCAGAGUGACGUGGAACGAAGCCCAGAGGGUCCGAGGCCUGCUGCUGGGAUACAAGAUCCACGUGUGGAAGGUGGGACCAGCGCUGACCCGGACCCGGCGGUCCCUGGUCAAGAAGCAUCAGGAGGAGGAGAGGAGGAGAGAGGGAGGAGCGGAGCGAGGGAAGCAGAAAGACGAGUGGCGUAAGGAGGUGCUGGUUCACGGCAUGAAGACUUCAGCAGAGGUGACGGGUCUGCCUCUGUUCUCCCUCUACGAGCUGACGGUCACCGCCUUCAACAGGAAGGGAGACGGCCCCCCCUCCCCAGAACACAGCUUCAGCACUCCCCCUGGAGUUCCCGGCCCUCCCGCCUCUCUGUGGUUUGAGAGUCCAUCAGAGAAGUCUCUGGUCGUCCACUGGGAGCCUCCAGCUGAAACCAACGGCAUCCUGUUGGGAUAUAUGGUGCAGUACCAGGAGGAGAGCAGAGACAGCUCAGUGAGGAUGCAGACCAUCGAUGAUCACAGUACCACCCACAUGCUGUUUGAUGGUCUGGACCCUACCCUGCACUACAUCUUCAAUGUAAUCGCCCGCACCGCAGCUGGAGACGGGCCGCCCAUCACUCGCAGGGUCGCCACCCUGCUGGACGGAGUCCCUCCAACCAACGUCACCGUCAUCCCCGGCAACACGUUCCUCAACCUGAGCUGGGUCCCAGGAGAGCGGGACCGCAACUACGGCUUCCUCAUCCACUACCUCCACAAGAGCGCGGGGGACAAGUGGGAGGAGUCAGAGGUCGUGAACUCCACGCAGGGUUUCUAUUCGCUGACAGGCCUCCAACCAGGAAGUGAGUAUCGGCUGAAGAUCAUGCACGGAAACAACACUCAGUGGGAAGAUGUGACGUGGACCGGAGGGCCGGUGCCGUCAGAGGUCGCCGGAGGGUUCGCCACGCAGGGCUGGUUGAUCGGACUCAUCAGCGCCGUCGUUCUGCUGGUUCUCAUCCUGCUCGUCCUCUGCCUCAUCAAACGCAGCAAGGGAGGCAAAUACGCAGUUAAAGACAAAGAAGACAAAGAAGUCGACUCGGAAGCUCGACCCAUGAAAGAUGAAACCUUUGGAGAGUACAGAUCUCUGGAGAGUGAUGCGGAUGAGAAGCGGUCGGACAGCCAGCCGUCGAUGUGUGAGGACAGUAAGCUCGGCUCUGAAGACUCGCUGGCGGAGUACGGAGACAGCGUCGACAUCCAGUUCAACGAGGACGGCUCCUUCAUCGGCCAGUACAGCGGCCGAGGGCCCGUUCCCCACGGCAACGAGAGCUCCGGCCCCGCCUCGCCCGUCAACGCCGUCCCCCCUCCCCCCAUCGCUCCGUCCAUGUCCUCCAUCCUGAACCGACCCAGCUAGACACACACACACACACACACACACACACACACACAUACACACACACACACACACACACACACACACACACACACACACACACACACACACACACACACACGCACACACACACACACACACACACACACACCUUGAA